AUGCACAAACCAUUAUCACUAAUCUCUUUGCUAUCCUUGCUUUUCUACUUGAAUUACGUAUUGGCAAUUCCAAUUGAUAAUGGUGUCGAAGGUGAGCCAGAAAUAGAAUGUGGUGCUGCUACUCUAACAGUCAAUUUCAAUACUAGAAAUAACUUUGAGGGUCACGUAUACGUGAAAGGACUUUACGACCACGAAGAAUGUCGUUCAGAUAGCAGUGGAAGGCAGGUUGCUGGAAUUGAAUUACCGCUUGACUCGUGUAAUGUUGAACGAUCACGGUCCUUAAAUCCCCGAGGUGUCUUUGUGACAGCUGUAGUUGUUAUUACAUUUCACCCGAAAUUCAUUACUAAAAUAGAUCGAGCAUAUCGUAUACAAUGUUUUUAUAUGGAAGCUGAUAAAACUGUUAGCACACAGAUUGAAGUGUCCGAAAUGACGACAGCAUUUCAGACACAAGUGGUACCAAUGCCUGUGUGCAGAUAUGAGAUUCUGGAAGGUGGUCCAUCUGGCACACCUGUUCGAUAUGCAAUGAUCGGAGAUCAGGUGUAUCACAAGUGGACUUGUGAUUCGGAAACUACAGAUACAUUCUGUGCACUAGUACAUUCCUGUGUUGUGGAUGACGGAAAAGGUGAUACGGUACAAAUCCUGAAUGAAGAUGGUUGUGCUCUGGAUAAGUAUUUACUCAACAAUUUGGAAUAUCCUACAGAUUUAAUGGCUGGCCAAGAGGCUCAUGUUUAUAAAUAUGCUGAUCGAUCAGAACUUUAUUACCAAUGUCAAAUUAGUAUAACAAUCAAAGAACCAAAUAGCGAAUGUCCACGUCCGCAAUGCUCAGAACCACAAGGAUUCGGUGCUGUCAAAUCUGCUUCUGCACCAGCACCAGAAGCUUCUCCGCUUUCUCCUCGAUUGCUUAAGAAACGAUCCGUUAAUUAUGAUAACACGCUAGAUGUUAGCGUUGGUUUUAGCGCAAUUGAUAUAAGCGAAGAGGAUUCUAAUUUAUCAGCUAAACGUUUAUUGCCAGCUACGACCGGUCGAUCAAUUAGUCCAUUGCAUUAUCAGUCCAAUGGUACUAUCUGUAUUACAUCACAUGAUAUCUUACUUAUCACCUUGUUUAGUGCUAUACUAGCUGUUGCCUGCAUACUUUUCAUUGCUUUUAUCACUUACUUUAAUAAUAAUAAUAAUUCUAAAUCAUAA
Molecule: messenger RNA, 1185 nt
Organism: Brugia malayi
Lineage: Eukaryota; Metazoa; Nematoda; Chromadorea; Rhabditida; Onchocercidae
Product: cuticlin 1 precursor, putative
Exons: 5
Coding region: 1-1185 (394 amino acids)
Source: RefSeq, a predicted model, not a curated record